AUGACUUCCAGAUAUUUCUUUCGCACGUUUCGUCGUUUUCUUAUAUUUUCAUCUUAUCAUAUUCCCUUAUCAUUUCGAAAUAAUCGUCUUCUUUGGACUUCAUUGGGUACUGGUGCUAUACUCAGUACAACUGUUUAUAAAAUAUCACCAUUUGAAAAAUACUCUCGUUCAUUUAUUGUUCAUGCAAAAUCACUUGAAAAAGAUUUAUCUCAUACUGAAAAACAAUUAUUUCAAGCGGCUCAUGAUGGUCGAUUAGAAAUUCUUCAACAAUUAAUUGAACAAGAAAAACUUGAUGUUAAUCUUCGACAUCCACUUGGUUGGACGCCUCUUCUCGUUGCUGUUAUAAAUAAUAGAAUUGAUUGUGUAAAAUAUCUACUUUCGAAAGGUGCUGAUCCAAAUCAAUCUGAUGAAUAUACUAAUGUACAAUCAAUGGCAAAAAAACUUCAUUGGAAUCCGACACAUGUUCAUGCAAAACGUGAAGAAGAAUUUUGUGAUCGUCUUUCAUCUCGAGCAACAUUUAAUGGUUUUACAGCACUUCAUUAUGCUGUAUUAAAUGAUAAUUUACCUAUAAUAAAUAUUUUAAUUGAACAUGGUGCUGAUCCUUUAAUUGAAAAUGAACAAGGACAUUUACCAUCUGCAUAUGCAUUAUCACAGCAUAAAGAAUUAUUAAGUGAAUUUGAAAAAAAUGCGAAAAAAUUACAUGAAGACAGAAUGAAAAUUGAAAGACGACGAAGACCACUGGAAAUUCGAAUAAAAGAACAUAUUGUUGGACAAAAUUAUGCUAUAUCAACAGUUUGUGCUGCUAUACGACGAAAAGAAUCUGGUUGGACUAGUGAUGAAUCACCAUUAGUAUUUCUUUUUCUUGGUUCAUCUGGUGUUGGUAAAACUGAAUUAGGUAAACAAAUAGCGAAAUAUUUAAAUGGUGAAAAAAAUCAAACUCGUUGUUUUAUACGUAUUGAUAUGAGUGAAUAUCAAGAAAAACAUGAAGUAUCAAAAUUAAUUGGUGCACCACCUGGAUAUGAAAAAGGUGGACAAUUGACGGAUGCAUUAAAUAAAUGUCCAACAGCCGUUGUACUUUUUGAUGAAGUUGAUAAAGCACAUCCGGAUGUUUUAACAGUUAUGUUACAAUUAUUUGAUGAAGGACGUUUAACUGAUGGAAAGGGAAAAACCAUUGAUGGUAAACAAGCAAUUUAUGUGAUGACAUCGAAUUUAGCUAGUGAGGAAAUUGCUAAUUAUGCACAAGAUUUAAGACGCGAAGAAGAAAAGAAACCACCGUUAGUUAAUGGAGCAAUGACGUCAGGUACACUAAAUUAUUAUUUAUUAUUAUAG
Molecule: messenger RNA, 1329 nt
Organism: Rotaria sp. Silwood2
Lineage: Eukaryota; Metazoa; Rotifera; Eurotatoria; Philodinida; Philodinidae
Source: the annotation of a GenBank genome assembly